CACCGUUCUCCGUAAUAUUAAACCCGCGUAGAUGUUAUGUUGUGCACAGUCGUUUCCGACAGAACGAUUGAGCUCUGCAAACCCUAAACUUCCCUUCUCUAUCUUUCUCUCUGAGUAUCCGAAUUCAACCUUGAACUCCAACUGUAGAAUUGGUCAGGAUAAUCGAAGAGACUAGGGUUGUGAGAUGGUCGGCGGAGGAAGCAGGAGGGAGGAUGCGGCAGCGCCGCCGGUGAGCAGCACCAACAUUUUCGCGGCGCUCGGGAGCUUGAAGAAGAAGAAGAAGAGCACCAAGACCAAGGACGAGGAGGGAGGUUCGGAGAAGAAGGACGUUUUCUGGGCUCCGACGCCGCUCGCGGCCAAGUCGUGGGCUGAUGUUGACGAUGAAGACGAUGAUGAUUAUUACGCUACCACCGCUCCUCCUGAUUCCGUUUGGGUCGAUCCUGAGAAAUCCAAUGAGAGUGAUGCUGCAAUUGAGGAAAGUGAAAGUGAGGAAGAUGGUCUUGAUGAUGUGGAAGAUGAUGCUGAGGACGAACAUGAAAAUGACAUAGAGGUUCCAGUAGAUACUGAACCUGUUCUUGAGAAUCCUCCUCAACCCUCAUUGGCUACCAAAGAAACCGAAAGACAGCUUUCCAAGAAGGAACUGAAGAAAAAAGGGCUUGAAGAGCUUGAAGCCGUGUUGGCUGAGCUAGGAUUUUCUCAAACAGAACCUAGUGGUGACAAAGAUUCCAAUGAUCUGGAGAAGAAAGAAGAGGAUCACAAUAGUGUGGUGGUAAAGAAGGAGAUUGCUUCUGGGGAAAGCAAAAGUGCAAGAAAGAAGAAGAAGAAGGAUAAAUCUUCAAAGGAGCAGAAAGAAUCUCAAGAACAGUCUGAUGGCGUGGAUGUUGGAAGUACAACUUCUCUCACUGCUGGCACAGAGAAGGCAGAGGAUGCUUCUGCUACUGAUGUUAGAGAACUGCUUAAGAAAGCUGCUUCUUUGAAGAAGAAAAAGUCAAGCAAGGAACUGGAUGCUGCUGCACGUGCUGCUGCUAGUGAGGCUGCUGCGAGGAGUGCAAAGCUUGCUGCAUCCAAGAAAAAAGAGAAGGGGCACUAUAAUCAGCAACCAGUUCGGUAAACAGGCUUGACAUAUUUGUUGGAUGUUCUGUUUGUUGUAAACUUUAUCUUGACUUUUUUAAACUUAUUGUCUUUUCAUUAUCAUAGAGUUUACGCUCUAUUGUUCAUUUGCAAAUUGAAAAUGAGCAAUGGUAGCGGGUUUAGAUGAGUUGACUUUGAGCAAGAAAUUUUUAAAGAUUACCCGAGGCUAUAGGAUUAUAUGUUGUGCAUUAUUCUUCCGUUCUGGUGCCAAAAUCAGGCUCUUGUUUGGAAGUAAUGGAAACUUCCAGUAUAUUCCUUUUCUAACA
This is a messenger RNA of Lotus japonicus, 1397 nucleotides long. RefSeq lists its product as uncharacterized. NCBI's taxonomy places the organism in Eukaryota, Viridiplantae, Streptophyta, Magnoliopsida, Fabales, Fabaceae. The transcript is spliced from 3 exons. The coding region runs from base 185 to 1111 and encodes 308 amino acids. The record is from RefSeq and is a predicted model, not a curated record.